CCUCCGUCUUACCUCUGAAAUUUUCACUUGCCUUCUUCUUCUUCCUCUUCUUGUUUGGCUGCUGCUCCUUGCUCCUGCUCUGCUGCAACUCUUUUUUUCCACAUAUAGAAAAUCAAGAAAUCUGCCAUAAAAGAAAGACAGAAAGUUAAUUGAUUUUUAUUCAACUGAUAAUUAAAUUAAAAUGGAAGAUGAUACAUGGAGCUAUGGUCUCUCCACUUCUUCUUCAAGAAGCUAUCAAUCUGCUCUCAAGUCUCUUUCUGAUCUUUGUAUUGAUUUUGAAGAUAUAGAAGAAGAAGAUGAUGAUUUACGGACGGAGUAUCCGUGUCCUUAUUGUACAGAUGAUUUUGAUUUAGUUGAAUUGUGCUUCCAUAUCGAUGAAGAGCAUUAUUUAGAAGCCAAGUCAGGGGUAUGCCCUGUUUGUUUCACCAAGGUGGGGGUGGAUAUGGUUGAUCACAUAACAACAGAACAUCGAACCAUUUACAAGAGUUUGCAAAAAUUGAAACUUGGGAGAGGAGAAUCACACUCAAAUUAUUCUUUUCUGAAGAAGGAGUUAGAGGAUGGGUAUUUGCCAUCAUUACUUAGCGGAUCAUCCUCGGUGGUUUCUUCCUCCAACUUGGCACCUGAUCCAUUAUUGUCAUUUCUUUGCAAUGUAUCCCCUGCUGAGAAGUAUGAUAGUGUACAGCCUAGUUGUUCAAGUAAAGCAACCAUAGAAGAGAAAAGUUCAGAUGAGGAACUGUUGGAAAGGAGUGAUCACAUAUCACCUUUGUCGGAUGAGGAACACAUGGAGAAGGCAAAGAGAAGUGAGUUCGUACAGGGACUGUUAUUGUCCACCAUAUUCGAUGAUGGCCUAUGAUGAAACAUGAUAUAAGCGUUGUUGAUGUCAACUUGAGAUUAUAACAAAACAAGUCUAUUUUCAGUGCUGUCUAUGUUGAAUAUACCUUGACCAAGAGAGCUAGAUUAGAUGCAGCACUGAAUUGUAUCCCACAGUUGUAUGGAAUCUGUAAGGCCAGAUCGGAGCCAGAAUUUUAUGUACUUUAAUUUUCAAAGCUCUUUGUGCUUAAUUGAAAUUUAGGGUUAUUCUUCUAGCAACGUUUCAAAUU
This is a messenger RNA of Populus euphratica (Euphrates poplar), 1100 nucleotides long. Its product is annotated as protein DEHYDRATION-INDUCED 19 homolog 6-like. The record is from RefSeq and is a predicted model, not a curated record. Lineage: Eukaryota; Viridiplantae; Streptophyta; Magnoliopsida; Malpighiales; Salicaceae. Bases 182 to 853 code for a protein of 223 amino acids. The transcript is spliced from 5 exons.